UUUAAAUUGCGUUACAGCCUAGACGCCUUAAGAGACUGCAGGAGUUCCCCGAUUCCUGGAAAAGGAAGCGAGACAGACCCAAAAGAUAAUACUAAAAACGAAAGAGAAAGGGUUUUUUCCCUUUGUUUUCUUCUCUCCACCUCCACCCACGUCUCGCCUUUACUCCGGCCGCCGCAUCCUCAACCCAAGGUGGAACCGGGGCGCGUCGAGACCUCCGCUUUAAAAAUGCCCAUGGAGCUAACGCAAAGCCGCAUCCAGAAAAUUUGGCUCCCGCCCGACAAUCACCCGGCGCGGCCCCAUAGAUCAUGCGGCCCGCAGCUUACCAAUUCCCCCACUGUGAUCGUCAUGGUCGGCCUUCCGGCUCGUGGGAAAACCUACAUUUCCAAGAAGUUGACCCGCUACCUCAACUGGAUCGGCGUCCCCACAAAAGUGUUUAAUGUCGGGGAGUAUCGCCGCGAGGCUGUGAAGCAUUACAGCUCCUACAACUUCUUUCGUCCUGAUAAUGAGGAGGCUAUGAAAGUCCGCAAGCAAUGUGCCUUAGCUGCCCUGCGAGAUGUCAAACUGUACCUGUCCGAGGAAGGUGGCCAGAUUGCGGUUUUCGAUGCUACAAACACCACACGUGAGAGAAGAUCUAUGAUCUUGCAUUUUGCCAAAGAAAAUGGUUUCAAAGUGUUCUUCAUCGAAUCCGUCUGCAAUGACCCGUCUGUCGUCGCUACAAACAUUAUGGAAGUCAAGUUGUCCAGCCCAGAUUAUAAGGACUGCAACUCUGCUGACGCGAUGGAAGAUUUCAUGAAGAGAAUCAGCUGUUACCAAGCGAGCUACCAACCUAUGGACCCAGACGACUACGACAGAGACCUGUCGCUGAUCAAAGUGAUUGACGUUGGCCGGAGGUACCUUGUGAACAGGGUGCAAGACCACAUCCAGAGCCGAAUAGUCUACUACCUGAUGAACAUCCACGUCCAGCCUCGCACCAUCUACCUGUGCCGGCACGGCGAGAGCGAAUACAACGUCAAGGGAAAGAUUGGGGGAGACUCUGGGCUCUCCUGGAGGGGAAAGAAGUUUUCCAGUGCGUUGAGCCAUUUUGUCCAGGAGCAGAACCUGAAAGACCUCAAAGUUUGGACCAGCCAGCUCAAGAGGACCAUCCAGACAGCAGAAGCUCUCGACCUGCCCUACGAGCAGUGGAAGGCCCUGAAUGAAAUUGACGCUGGUGUGUGCGAAGAGCUAACCUACGAUGAAAUCAAGGAAAAGUACCCGGAAGAAUUUGCUCUGCGGGACCAGGACAAAUACUACUACCGCUACCCGUCGGGAGAGUCCUACCAGGAUCUCGUGCAGCGCCUGGAGCCUGUUAUCAUGGAGCUGGAGAGGCAGGAGAACGUCCUUGUCAUCUGUCACCAGGCCGUGAUGAGAUGCCUCUUAGCCUACUUCCUUGACAAGAGUGCAGCGGAAAUGCCUUACUUGAAAUGCCCUCUCCACACAGUGCUGAAGCUAACCCCUGUGGCGUAUGGCUGCAGAGUUGAAUCCAUCUUCUUGAACGUUGAGGCUGUGAACACCCACCGGGACAGAACAGAGGAUGCAAAGAAGGGAUCUAACACCCUCAUGAGACGCAAUAGCGUCACCCCUCUAGCGAGCCCAGAGCCCACCAAAAAGCCUCGCAUCAACAGCUUUGAGGAGCAUGUGGCUGAUUCUGCUUCCGCUGCCCUGCCCACCUGUAUGCCCCAGGAGGUGCCCGCCCAGAUGCCCGGACAACCUUUACUGGGGAAGGCCUGCCUAACAUGACCACGUCCCGCACGCAGUCUUGGGUUUCUUCAGGCGAUGUUUAGGAAGAUGGAAGAGCGCAGACGGAAGGAAACUCAGCCCGCUUGCGCCGCCCCGCUCCGAAGCUUGCGUCUGCCGUGUGUGUCUCUCCAUUCAACGCGAGGAUCUAUCCCUUCUCGGAUCCCCAUAAGCUGAUCAUCUGCCUGUUGCGUAUUGGACUCUGUUGCGUAUCAGACUCGAGACACGGUGGUGUUUCUUGGGGUGGGGUGGGGAAUACACAAGAGAAGCUGGGAAGGAGAAGGAACAUCGCUUUAAGAAUGCAAACCGGAGGGUCGUUAAGCUGGUUGCUUUUCCCCCACCACUUUCUGAGAUUUUGGUAGACUAAAGAGUCUUCCUCUGCAGCAUCCUGGCGUCCCCGAGUUGUUUGAUUAUUAUUUCUAAAGUGACGCAGUUGCCUUGCAGAGAAGAAG
Molecule: messenger RNA, 2225 nt
Organism: Lacerta agilis (Sand lizard)
Lineage: Eukaryota; Metazoa; Chordata; Lepidosauria; Squamata; Lacertidae
Gene: PFKFB3
Product: 6-phosphofructo-2-kinase/fructose-2,6-biphosphatase 3
Exons: 16
Coding region: 226-1776 (516 amino acids)
Biological process (GO): fructose 2,6-bisphosphate metabolic process; fructose metabolic process
Cellular component (GO): cytosol
Molecular function (GO): ATP binding; fructose-2,6-bisphosphate 2-phosphatase activity; 6-phosphofructo-2-kinase activity
Source: RefSeq, a predicted model, not a curated record